AUACUUUUUGCCCGUAGAUCUGGAAUCUAUUGCACAAAUGUCGUCUAAUGAUCGCUACAUGAUGGAAGCAUAUGAGGAAACAAGACUCCAAAAACUGAAAAGAAAGUGUAGAGAAGAACCCUUUGUACCAGCAGGUGUCGCAUUGACUUGCUUUGCUCUUGGAGCAGCUACUUAUGGUAUGAAGAAGGGUAAAAGAAGCUAUGCUAACAAUAUGUUGAGAGUACGAGUGGCCGCACAAGGAUUUACAAUUGCAGCUAUGAUUGUGGGAUCGUUUGUGUACUCCCAGAAUACCAAAACAUCUGCUCGCGAAGGCACUGACAGUGCUCCGUCAAAGCAACAAUAGCCAGCAUAUAGUGCUGUAACAAUUAUAUCACCCUCGACUCACUUCCCUCGGACAUUGUAGUAUAAC
Molecule: messenger RNA, 409 nt
Organism: Umbelopsis ramanniana AG
Lineage: Eukaryota; Fungi; Mucoromycota; Umbelopsidomycetes; Umbelopsidales; Umbelopsidaceae
Exons: 4
Coding region: 38-343 (101 amino acids)
Biological process (GO): mitochondrial respirasome assembly
Cellular component (GO): mitochondrion
Source: RefSeq, a predicted model, not a curated record